This is a messenger RNA of Lepisosteus oculatus (spotted gar), 4448 nucleotides long. It is a transcript of the gene plk4, whose product is annotated as polo-like kinase 4 (Drosophila). Gene Ontology annotation, cellular component: nucleus; spindle pole; cytoplasm. Lineage: Eukaryota; Metazoa; Chordata; Actinopteri; Semionotiformes; Lepisosteidae. The record is from RefSeq and is a predicted model, not a curated record. Gene Ontology annotation, biological process: protein phosphorylation; mitotic spindle organization. Gene Ontology annotation, molecular function: protein serine/threonine kinase activity; protein binding; ATP binding.
AAAAACAAAAUCGUCUUCGUUCUUCUUAGUUUCGUUCCAUCCUGUUGCUUCAGGGUUCCUAAUGUAAAUGCGGUUGGCUUAGUUUACGGGAAAUGGAAACGAAUGUUUCGGAUGUGCUUUCUAAAAGUUAAAUCAUUAGUUGUGAGAUUUUGAGGGGUUCUUAAAUUAUCGCGUGCUGAUGUUCAUCUGCACUGGACCUUGUUUUCCAUACGAAAUGAGCAGAACAAGUAUGUAAAGUGACCUACUACCCGCUUCUCGUGCUUGGGGUUCUAGAUUUUGUUUUAUUGAAUAUUUGCAUUUGAAUCGCGUCAGGCAAUACAAAGCAUUUUGUUUGUGGGUUAGCAGGCGGCCUGUCAUUUCAUAUACAGUAUAGUCUUCACUGUUUGUGGGUGGUGUCUUAGACGUUUAAAAUAAGGGAGAGGAAGUUGUGCAGGCCCGAUGUGGAUAGCCAGCGUGUUGCUGCUACAGAUGAGUUACCUCACGGCAUUUAACGUUAUCUUUCAGUAAAAUCGAGCAACAGACCGCAAAGUGGAAAACAUUCCAAUCGGAAACCAAGCGUAGUUGUAUAUGUGCUUUACUAACACCGUUAAUCAUAUCUUGCAUAUUAAGGUCUGAUCACUUUGCCUUUUUUUUUGUCACGCCCCCGUUUGCUUGUCACAAUAUGAGCGAAAUAUGCCUUAACAUUUCUGUUGUAGUAAAAUAUUCGAAUCGCUUUAUGAUGUUAAUGGCUGGACAGCGAAUUUUGAAUAGAAAUGUGAAUGCUGGAUUUUAUUCCAGAAACAUCAGAAGCCCGUUUGCUAUUUUUACUCGAAACCGGGUCUGAUGUUGAAACGCAAAGGAAAUAUUGUUAAAAGUACCGCAACGAUCCAUUUUCACAAACACGUUAUAUCUGUGAACAUUUAAACUGGCAGUAGAUGAUAUGUGCAGCUUGGUUUGCAAGGGUAGCUAAGGUUUAACGUUGCCAGGCAACAGCCAAGGUAAAGACCCAAGGGUACAGCGGGAAGAUGACCGGGAUGUUGAAGUUGCUCGAAAUGACAGUUUGAAGUAACGUCAGUUACCGUAGACUAUGAAAGCAGUAACAACCGUCUGAACCACAGCAGCUGGUGAAAAUGCUUGACCGGGUUCUUAAUUACCUGUUCCAAAACCUGACCAGCAAAAGCAAAGAAAGUGGAGAUGAAAAGAUGUCUAGUCCAUCUGGAGACCUUCAAAUCGAGGACUUCAAGGUGCUCACCCUUCUCGGGAAGGGCUCCUUUGCUUGUGUGUACAGAGCGAAAUCUGUCAACACGGGCUUGGAAGUUGCAAUUAAAAUGAUUGAUAAAAAGGCUAUGCAAAAAGCAUGCAUGGUUCACCGAGUCCGGAAAGAGGUGGAGAUUCACUGCCGGCUGAAGCACCCAUCUAUACUGGAGCUUUACAAUUGCUUCGAAGACAGUAACUAUGUCUACCUGGUCUUGGAAAUGUGCCAUAAUGGGGAGAUGAGCAGGUACUUGAAAAACAGAAAGAGGCCCUUUUCAGAGGAUGAAGCACGGCACUUCAUGCAUCAGAUCGUCAAGGGGAUGUUGUACCUCCACACUCACGGCAUAUUACACCGCGACCUCACGCUGUCCAAUUUGCUGCUUACCAGCUGUAUGAACAUCAAAAUAGCAGACUUUGGCCUGGCCACCCAGUUACAGCUGCCCAGUGAAAAACACUUCACGAUGUGUGGCACUCCGAAUUACAUCUCCCCUGAGAUCGUCACGCGCGGUCCCCACGGUCUGGAGUCCGAUGUCUGGUCCCUGGGCUGCAUGUUCUACGCUUUUCUGGUGGGUAGACCCCCCUUCGACACAGACACGGUCAAGCAUACCCUGAACAAAGUGGUGCUGGCGGAAUACGAGAUGCCCGCACACGUGUCCAGAGAGGCCCAGGAUCUUAUCUAUCAACUGUUGCGCAAAAACCCCGCUGAUCGCCUCAGCCUGUCUUCUGUUCUGGAUCACCCCUUCAUGACCAACUGCUCAUCGGCGAGGAGCAAAGACUCGGGGAUGGUCGAAGGAUCCAUGGACAGCGGAAUCGCCACCAUCUCCACGGCCUGCACCACCACCCUUGGGUCCGCCUCGGCCAGCACCAGCGGCCGGUUUCACCAGAAGAACAGGCACCUGAUAGGUCAGGCCCUGCCGAACCGGAUCAACGUCGUACCCACCCACGAGCGCCUCCCUGGCGACUGCUCCUCUGUGGAUGGGAGUUCACUGUACAGGGACCAGCUGGCGCAUCGCGAGGACCCCUGCAGGGGAGACAGGGGGAGGGCUCUUCAGAGGAGCGAAGAGGAUCGCCCCCACUCCCGCUACCUCAGGAGGGCCCAGUCCUCCGAACGCUCCGGUUCCUCAAACAGCCACUUGCCGGGAAAAGCCGCGGGAGCGAUAGAGAGGUGUCACUCCAUGGAGGUGCUGUCCAAGCCAAGCAGACAGGCCACCCGUGGAGGGCAGGAAACUUUCCCUGUGGGCCCCAGCUACAGUGACAUUCCGCAGAGCUUUAAAGAAAAUGUGUCUGUGUCUCUGGAUAGGAAAGUAACCUCCCCUCCUGUCAAACAGAAAGCCAAUUCAGAUUGUUUAUAUCCCUGUGAGCCAUCUCUGCCAGGCAGCCAACAGAGACUGGGUUCAGACGUUGUGCAGCAAUGGUUCAACCAAGAAGGUCACUUUAAAAAGCCAGUUGACAUCAGCGGGCAUAGCAGCAACGGGACUGGCAGCUUUCACAAUGGACUACAGGCUCUUUCUCUGCAGAAUGGCUUGCCAGUGAACUCCUGGAAUGAAAAGCGUGUUAAGAGGGGCACAGAGUCAUCUUACAAUGACUUGCACACUCCAUGGCAGACAGGCCCCAGGGGCUGUGAAGGGGCACCCCUGAAUAAAGUAGAUAAUGCCCAGGGACUCGCCAGUCUGCAGCCCCCUUGUGUGGCUGAACAGCACCUUCCCGUUUCAAGAGAAACGCCAAGCGCAGGCAGUGAGAAACACUCCUUGAAGAACGUCAUCUCUCCUCUCUGUGCGACAAGACUGAAGCCCAUUCGGCAGAAGACUAAAAAUGCUGUGGUGAGCAUCCUUGAAACAGGGGAGGUUUGCAUGGAGCUGGUCAAGGGACAGGGAUCCCAGGAACGCGUUCGAGAAGUCCUCAGGAUAUCCUGUGAUGGUUCAAUGAUUACGGUUUACCACCCCAACGAAGGAAGGGGGUUUCCCCUUGAUGACAGGCCGCCUUCCCCUCCAGAAGAUAUUUUCAUUUACAGCUUUGAGGAUUUGCCAGAAAAGUACUGGAAGAAGUACCAGUAUGCCACCAAGUUUGUGCAACUGGUGAAAUCAAAGACCCCCAAAGUCACCCUGUACACGAAGCAUGCCAAGUGCAUGCUGAUGGAGAACUCCCCCAGUGCUGAUUUGGAGGUCUGCUUUUAUGACGGGGCAAAAACACACAAGACGACGGAGUACCUGCGAGUUAUAGAGAAGACGGGGAAGUCCUACACAUUGAAGGGAGAUGUGGGGCUGAAUGGCUUGAGUGAAGAAAGCAGAGCUUAUGUGGAACUUUCAAAUGAGGGACACAGAAUGUGCUUGGCACUGGAGGCUGCUAUCAUCGUAGAAGAAAAAAGAAGUGAAAAAAAUAUUCCUUUUUUUCCAAUUAUAGUUGGAAGGAGACCAGCAAAACUCGACUCUCCAGACCCCCCUUCCCAACCUGCACAGGACCCCAAACUCUGUGGGAAAGAGAAUCCCUCACCAAAUGGAGUAGUGCUGAACAGCAGCAGGUCUCCCAGCCAGCCUCCGAACAUAACUCCAUCUAUGAUUUCUUAUGAUGGAUCUGUCUUCACAACAACAAGCCUUUCAAAAAGCAGUACUCCACCAUCUGCAAAGCAAGAGGGCACGCAGCUGGCUGGCAAAGUGCUCAAGUCAGUCUUUGUGCCCAAUGUAGGCUGGGCCUCUCAGCUCACGAGCGGAGAAGUGUGGGUGCAGUUCAAUGACGGCUGUCAGCUGGUGGUGCAGGCAGGGGUGUCAUCCAUCAUCUACACAUCGCCUCAGGGACUCACCACCAGGUACAGCGAAAAUGAAAAGCUCCCAGAAUAUGUAAAAGAGAAACUACAAUGCUUGUCAUCCAUUCUCCUGUUGCUGUCAAAUCCAGCAGGUCAGCGGUGACUGAUGAUUUUACCUUAAGCACUGUUUUUGAGAGCUGUGCUUUGGAGUUCCAAACUAUCUGUAAAUGUCUCUGUACGUAACUUUUGUAAAUAUUUUAUCUCUGAUUGUACAUUGAGUGUAUUCAAAUAAUGUAUAUGAAAUAUAUUUUUUUAAUUUGUAGUCCUUUUACAUUUUUCUGUCUCUUGCAACUAAGAAUUUAGGUAGCACUUUCACCAAGUUCUGAUGCCCUGUAUAAGAUGAGCUAAAGCAAUAAACCAUCAGCUGACUUGGGGAAUAUCAUCUCCUCCUGCUUUGGCUGCAGCAUAUUUUUAA